GUGCGAGGUCACCCAGAGCCUCAGGUCACAUGGCUCAGAGAGGGCAGGGCUGUGAUUGGAGGAGAGCGCUGCGUGGUGGAGCGAGGGGGGCGGGGCUACUUCAGCCUGAAGGUGGGCGGAGUCAGAGAGGAGGACGCCGGCCCCUACACCUGCCAGGCGACCAAUCAGGAGGGGAGCAGGCAGGUUACCGUGGAGAUCCUCCUGGAAGAUAUAUCCAUGAAGACGUUCUUCCUCUCGUCCUCAGGGAAAUCAGGGGGUCGCUCCAGUCUUUGGGGGGAAAGUCCUCCGAAGUUCAUCACCAAGCCGAGCCGAUUGGUCGCUAAACUCGGAGAGAGCGGGAAGUUAAUCGCCAAGGCGACGGGACGCCCACCACCCCGCGUCACAUGGUACAAGGGGGAGGCGGAGCUUCAGUCCUGUGGGCGGGUCUUAAUCUACGAGCGUGCUGGCCUCCACUUCCUGGAGAUAAAGGAAGUGAGCGUGGGGGAUGCAGGAAGUUACUCGUGUUUGAUCAGCAACGACGCUGGAAACGCAACCGCCGUGACAUCACUAAACAUAGAGGGUGUUCCUGGAGAGUCGUCCAGCUGCAGCUCAGUUUCCUCCUGGAGGAUCAAACCUCCUGUACAGCUCCCUCUGGAGGCUGUCAGCAGAACUGCAGCCACUCCGGUGCAGCCGGUGUUGAGUCCGGAUCCAGAACGUUCUGUCCGGGACCAAAGGAGCAGCAGGGUGGAGAGGAGGUCCAACCCGAGGCUCGAGGCCCCUCCUCUGGACCAGGAGAGACGUGAAGGGUCACUGCAGGGCCGCAGCAGGUCAAAGGUCACAAAGGUCACGGAGGUCAGAGCCAAUCAGGCGCCUCGAUUCCUCUACCGUCUCGCAGACCUGAAGGUGAUGGACGGCAGCGCGGUGACCAUGACGGUGGAGCUAACCGGUCUCCCCCCCCCUGAGGUGGUCUGGUUCCACGAUGAACAGCAGGUUUCUGAGACGGAGGAUUUCCAUCUCCUUCGUGACGGGACUCUCUGCUCUCUGAUGAUCCAGGAGGUUUUCCCAGAGGACACCGGGAUGUACAGCUGCCGGGCAUCGAACCGGCUCGGAGAGGACCGGACCCAGUGCCGCCUCACCGUGGAGGAGCCCCAGGACGGGGUGCAGCCGUGGUUCAUCACCAAGCCCAAAGCAGUGAGAGCGGUUCAGGGUCAACACGUCCUGCUGUCCUGCGCUGUGGCUGGAGACCCUUUCCCAGGGUGCACCUGGGCCAGAGCCGGACGACCUCUGACCUCCGGGGGCGACUACGAACUGCUGCAGAAAGAGGACGUCAUCUCACUGCUGAUCAGGAGGGUUACAGAUCUUCACGCUGGAGAGUAUGUGAUCACUCUGAGGAACCAGGUUGGGCAGUGCAGCGCUGUGGCCUGUCUGUCUGUCACUGACGGAGAGACAGACAGGUCGACGGGACGAGAGACAGACAGGUCGACGGGACGAGAGACAGACAGGUCGACGGGACGAGAGACAGACAGUGGACGAAGAGGAGGAGGAAGAGGAGGAGGAACAGUGAGAGGAGGAGAGCAGCAGGGCAGCAGAGUCAAUCGGCAGGAGGCCAACGAGCAGCAGAAGAAGAACCUGCAGCAGGAGGAGAAGACGCUCCUGCAGAAGAAGAAGAAGAAGAAGAAGAAAGAGGAGGAGGAGGAGGAGGACCAGAAGCUGCACUUCAGCUCGUUUCUGGGACACGGAGCACUCAAAAACAACCGUGAAGAGGAAGAGGAGGAGGUGAGGGAGGAAGAGCGCAGCCGCCAAAACAUCAUCAUCAUGGACUUCAAGGCUAACCUGAAAGGUGUGAAGAAAGCGGAGGAUCGGAAAGCCGCGGCGCCGCAGGUCGACUUCAGGGCCGUGCUGGGGAAGAAGAGCGGAGCGAAACCAGCCGAGAAAAACGUGGAAGAAGGCAUCAAGAAGACGAGCCCCGAGAAGAACGGGGAGAAGAUGGCGGAGAACAACUGUGUGGACGAGGGUCUGAAGGAGAAGAAGGCGGGGGGGAAGAUGGCUCCUGAGUUCUUGGAGAAGCUUUGUGACGUGACGGUGAUCGACGGACAGAUCCUCCGUCUGCAGUGCCGUCUGAACGCCUCGGAUCCUCCGUCUGUCACCUGGACGCUGGACGGGAAGACCAUCAAACCCUCCAAGUUCAUCGUGCUCGCCAACGAAGGCGGCCUGUGCUCCCUGACUAUAGGGAAAGCUCUUCCUGAGGAUGAAGGAGAAUAUAAAUGCAGAGCGGAGAACUCAGCGGGGAAAUCUGAGAGCUGCUGCAUGGUGCUGGUGGACGAUCCGACAGAAAACUCCAUCUCCGAUAAAAAGAAGACGAAGGCUCCGACCUCCGAGAGUGAGUUUCCAAAAUAUGCAGCUGCAGCUUCUUUCCUUUUGUCCCAAUAAGGAGCUGCAGAUCACUGGUUCCCACACACACACACAGACACACAGACACACACACACACACACACACACAUUUCUAUUUUAAAGCGUCUGUUUGUAUCACUGGAACCAUCACUGUCAGAUUAUUACUCAGCACUCUUUACAUUUCCCAUCAGCCUUGAUGCUUCCUGAAUGUUUUUGAAUUCUUCAGGAGAGUUAAUGUUAGCAGCUAGCAGCUAGCAGUUAGCAGUUAGCAGUUAGCAGCCAGGUUCCUGUGGUGUUUCUGUGUUGGUCCCUGAAGGCAUCAUCUCUCUGAUCCAAUGGGAUUCCUCUGUGUGAUUUUGGAUAUGUCAGAAAAUAAUCUCUGUGUCAAACAAACAUUUAUAAUCUCCACAUAUUAACACCACUUUAUGAUUUCUGAAAUAAAAAGCUAAUGUUGGGCUUUAAAGGAACU
Molecule: messenger RNA, 2839 nt
Organism: Gymnodraco acuticeps
Lineage: Eukaryota; Metazoa; Chordata; Actinopteri; Perciformes; Bathydraconidae
Product: myosin light chain kinase, smooth muscle-like
Source: RefSeq, a predicted model, not a curated record